Molecule: messenger RNA, 6064 nt
Organism: Selaginella moellendorffii
Lineage: Eukaryota; Viridiplantae; Streptophyta; Lycopodiopsida; Selaginellales; Selaginellaceae
Exons: 41
Coding region: 244-5922 (1892 amino acids)
Biological process (GO): protein phosphorylation
Molecular function (GO): ATP binding; protein binding; protein kinase activity
Source: RefSeq, a predicted model, not a curated record
GGCUAGAGGACGAGAAAUGGAGAGCGAGCAAUGCUUGGCUUGUCCGAUUGCGUGCUUCGGCAGCGACCGCUGCGGCGAUGUAGCUGAGGUAAUCUUUGCAUCGCAUUUCAUUAUCCAGCUAUGCAAUCCAUAUUUCCUAGGCGCUGGUAUUUUGUCCUCAUUCCUUCUUGCGUGGCCGGUGCAUUCUCUAGGAAUUUCUAGGCUUUGGAUUUCUUUCGCCAGGAUUUCUUCCUUCAGAGGAGAAUGAGUGUCUGGUUGAUUUGUGUAGUUUUUCUUCUACUGGAUCGCGGGGAAGCUGAGACGAAUGCGAAGGAUACUGAAGCACUCCGGGGCUUCCAACGGACUGUUCAAGACCCAUUGUCCAAGUUUGAGAGCUGGAAAGGCGAUGAUCCUUGUGGACAGGGCUGGGAGGGGAUUAUUUGUGCUCCAGAUGCUGCGGGAGUCAAUCACGUAACAGAGAUCCAUUUGCUAAACUCGAACUUUUCGGGAGUUCUUUCUCCUGAUAUUGGAUCCCUGAGCUCUCUCAGAGUAUUGGACCUUAUGUGGAACAGUCUGAGUGGAAGCAUUCCUCCAUCUAUCGGGAAUCUGUUGUCGCUGGAGCUUUUGCUUCUUAACGGAAAUUCUUUCACUGGUCAUCUUCCGGAUGAAAUUGGAAACCUUGUGAACCUUGAUCGGCUUCAAGUUGAUCAAAACAAAUUUUCGGGGCCGAUUCCAUCGACCUUGACAAAGCUAGUUAAUGCAAAGCACCUGCACAUGAACGACAAUGCCUUUGACGGCAGUAUUCCAUCUGGUUUGGGAAGGAUACCCGCAAUCCAUAUACUUCUAGAUAACAAUAAUUUAACUGGGAAGCUUCCACCCGACAUUGGCAACAUAUCGCAACUCCAGAUACUGCAGUUGGACAACAAUCCUUUUGAUGCACAGGAGAUUCCGAGCACGUAUACGACGUCGCUUGUACAGCUUAUCAAGCUGAGCAUGAAAAACUGCAACUUGCGAGGAUCGAUGCCCGAUCUCUCCGCACUCACCAAGCUACAGUCUCUGGAUUUGAGCAAAAAUCAAAUGGACGGAGUCUUUCCGAACAUGAGUUUGCCCUCGCUAAUAACGAUAGAUCUCUCAAAUAAUCAGUUUACUGGCGACAUUCCAGUCGAAGCUGCGGGCAUCGAGACUCUAGAAUUGAUGUCUUUACAGAGCAAUCUCUUGAAUGGUUCUCUGGAUCAGCUUUUAAUCACCCUCCGUGGUAGAACGAGCGACAAAUUACUUGUGCUGGAUCUCCAAGGGAACUCGCUGACUGUAUCAUCGUUCCCGAGUUUUAGUUUCUCCAGCAAUAUCAAACUUUGGGUCUUUGGAAACGCGCAAGUGUGCGUCUGGCAAGCCGCAUUCAAGUUUUGCGAGCAUCAGAGCCUCGAUAAUGUACCUGACCACGGGCCAUCUGAUAGCAGCAACAUCAAUAACUGCGCGAGAGACAUCUGUAAUCCUGACAUUGACGAACUUGUCCCCGGUUUGGCAGCCGAUGGUAAUUGCAAGUGUGCUUCUCCGAUUCGGGUCCUUGUUCGUUUGAAGAGUCCGGGCUUCCGCUUCUUUGAACCGCAUCUUCGAGCUUACGAGAAGUACAUGGCUGCUGGAUUGGGAGUGUCGCAUCUUUCGGUGACCUCGUAUUCCUGGGCCGGGCAGAGACUCCUCGUGAAGCUGAGUAUAUUUCCUUCAAUGCUAGGUGAUGAUCGAAGGUUCAAUCAACCAGAGGUGAAAAGGAUCUUUCUUGCUUUCACGGAGUGGUCAAUCCCUGAUAAUGCCUUAUUUGGGCCAAGAGAGCUCCUCAGCUUCGAUCCUCCUUAUGGGAUUGAACUUUUUACGAGUGGAAUUUUACCUUCGAGAAAGAAAUUUUUCGCCAGUGCUAUUCCCGUCUUUGUUGGUGUUCUUGUUGGAGUUGUAGGCUUCGUUGCUACCGUUCUAAUCUGUUUUGUUCAGAAACUCAAGGACGACCAAAAUAACUCGUGGAAGAAGAGAAGGAACCUAUCUUUCAAAGUUGAAGGUGUCACAAGCUUCACAUGGGAGGAGAUGGAUAGAGCCACAGAAUCCUUUCACGAAUCUAACCAGAUUGGUCAGGGUGGCUAUGGAAAAGUUUACAAAGGAGUUCUGGACGACGGGACUGUUGUUGCUAUCAAGCGUGCUGAGGAGGCCUCUCGAAACGGAACCAAUGAGUUUCACAAUGAAAUACAGUUGCUGUCGAGACUUCAUCAUCGAAAUCUGGUUUCGCUUAUUGGCUACUAUGUGGACGACGACGAACAGAUGCUCGUGUAUGAAUUCAUGAGUGGAGGAACGUUACGGGACCAUCUAUCACCGACAUUUACAAGACCGCUGAAUGUCAGGUCUCGCUUGGUUAUAGCUUUGGGCGCGGCAAGAGGCAUACUGUAUCUUCACACGGAAGCUAACCCUCCCAUCUUUCAUCGCGAUAUUAAAUCGACCAACAUUCUUUUGGACGAGAAGAACAAUCCGAAGGUUGCUGAUUUUGGCCUUUCCAAGCUUGCACCUGUUUCAGACGCUGACGGACUGUCAGGACACGUUUCAACAGUUGUGAGAGGUACACCGGGGUACCUGGAUCCAGAAUACUUUCUGACCCAUAAGCUGACAGACAAGAGCGACGUUUACAGCUUUGGUGUGGUGCUGCUGGAGCUCCUAACGGGAAUGCCACCAAUCUCUCAUGGAAAAAACAUUGUCCGAGAGGUGAGAUUGGCAUUCGAGGCCGGAAUGAUUCUGAACGUGGUAGAUUCCCGCAUGGGACCACUCGCUUCCGAGCUGCUAGAACGGUUCGUGCGGCUAGCGUUGGCCUGCUCGAGCGACGAGCCACAGGCUCGUCCUUCAAUGUCCGACGUCGUACGCGAUCUAGAGGCCCUUCGUCUCGCUGCAACCAGGCCUGACUCCCUAGCUGAUAGCGAGCCAGGAAGUUCUUUCAGGAGAUUGGACAGCAGUAUCGUGCUGUCGGAGAAGCUGGCGGAGAACGAUGACUCGCAGUGCAUCGGAGUGGUUCUUCCUAGAUAUUCUUUCUUUCUGCCUUUAGCCUUUUUCGCAGAAAAUCUUUGGGCUCGGGAGGCCGCAAGGGCGCCAGGCGGUAUGGAAGAGCUCAAAGACGCGCCUACAGUCCGAGCGUUAAACGCGUUGCAUAAGAGUCUUAAAGACACCGCUGGAAGGCUGCAGUCCUGGAAUAAUGGAGACCCUUGCAAUGACUACUGGGAAGGCAUCAUAUGCAGCGAUUCGGAUCUCUCAAACAGGACGAGUCGAUCGGUGCUUGAAAUUCACUUGAUGAACUGUAAUCUAACGGGAACUAUAGCUCCGGAAGUCGGCGACAUGGCCAACCUUCAAAUCUUAAACCUCAUGUGGAACGGUAUAACUGGAACCAUACCCGCCAAUCUUGGCAAUGCUGGAAACCUCGAGUUGUUAUUGUUGAAUGGCAACAAGUUAACCGGGACAAUUCCUGAAGAAAUUGGCAAUCUGAUGAACUUGAACCGGUUCCAGAUUGACGAGAACCAAAUCUCAGGGAGUAUACCCUCUACGUUUGGCAAUCUUGUUUCCAUAAAGCACCUGCAUAUGAACAAUAACUCUUUGACCGGUAUCAUUCCUCCUGAACUAGGCCGGCUUCCAACUCUCUUCCACAUUCUCGCAGAGAAUAACAAUCUGAGCGGACCGCUGCCUGCGGAACUGUCAAACGUCGCGAGCAUGCAAAUCAUUCAGCUUGACAACAACAAUUUUGGCAAUGCAUCAGUUCCUUCAUCAUAUGUCCAGAUGAAACAUCUUUUGAAAUUGAGUAUGAGAAAUUGCAACCUUGGAGGAAUGCUUCCUGACAUCCGUGGAUUUGAAAAUUUGGAAUAUCUUGACGUGAGUGGUAACAGCAUGGGGGGCAAUAUUUCACAGUGGGUUCUACCUCCGAAUGUAACAACGAUAAACCUGGCAAACAACAAUUUUGGCGGACAGCUUCCUUCGUCGCUAGCUCACGGUUCCAAGCUCCAAGCCUUGCUGCUGCAAAACAAUCAGCUGAGCGGUUUAAUUCCUAUUGACUUCGUCAAUCGUAACGUUACUUCUCAAAAGUUUAUCUUAGAUCUCAGGAACAACUUGCUUACUGGGUUUGACGGGGAUUUUGAUGGCAACGUCGAUGCUAAUAUGUCUAUCAGCCUGAGCGGAAACUCGCGAGUUUGUACUCGAAACAGCCUGCCAACGCUCUGUUCCCCAGAACCUCCUGCUCUGCAGCAGAUUGACACGGUUCGAGACAAUGUUACGAACGUUUGCACAUCGCAGAUUUGUAAUACCGGAAGCGAGAUGAUUCCGGCCUUGGCUUAUGACGGCAAGUGCAGGUGUGCUGCUCCAAUUCAGGUGCAAUGCCGCUUGAAGAGUCCUGGCUUCACUUUCUUCUCUUUGUACCGUCAACAAUUCUCGGAUUACUUGGCAAGGAAUCUAAGUUUGCUACCGAGCCAGGUGUUCGUCGACCAAUCUCUAUGGGAACCCGGCCCGAGGCUCUUCAUUCUCGUGAAAAUAUUUCCUCCGGCGACCACCGAUGCACCUAGAGACAGGGAGUUAAACUCUUCGGAAGUUCUACGAGUUUAUGAGAGGUUCGCCGGGUGGAAGAUCAAAGACAGUCCGAUUUUUGGCCCUCGCGAGCUGAUUGCUUUCAUUGCCCCUGGCAACAUAGACAUUUUUGGAUCUGGCUCGGGAGGCAAAAAGAAACACUUUUCCAAGGCUGUCUUGGCUGGAAUUUUGGUUGGUGCUGUCCUAGCCACUGCACUAGUCGUGGGAUUCACUGCCUUUAAGUAUGCUUCGGGGCGUCGGUUCCUGGUAUCACCAUCGAAGAAAAGCCUUCGUAAGCUUAGCAGAGGCACAACAUCUGUCAAGAUUGACAAUGUGAAGGACUUUACUUUUCAUGAGAUGGGAGUGGCAACGGAUUCAUUCAGUGAAGCACGACAAAUUGGCAAAGGUGGCUACGGCAAAGUUUACAAGGGAAUUUUGGACGACAAGCAAGUGGUUGCUAUAAAACGGGCGGACGAGGAGUCUCAUCAGGGGGAGACAGAGUUCUUCACGGAAAUCGAGCUUUUAUCGCGCAUCCACCAUCGAAACCUCGUCUCUCUCGUCGGCUUCUGUGUCGAUGGCCAAGAACAGAUGCUUGUGUACGAGUAUAUCGGAGGAGGGAAUCUUUCUUCUCGCCUCGUUGAAAAACCUCCAUUGAACUUCAAAAGGCGUGUGUACAUAGCGCUGGGAGCUGCGAGGGGCAUCAUGUAUUUGCACACUGAAGCUGAGCCCCGGAUAAUUCACAGGGACAUCAAAGGCACAAACAUUCUCAUCGGAGACAGGGACAAUGCGAAAGUGGCCGACUUUGGCUUGUCAAAGCUUGCUCCGGACGAGGACGGCGAUGGCGUUUUUGGCCAGCUCUCAACCGUAGUGAAGGGAACUCCGGGGUACCUGGAUCCUGAAUACUUCCUGACACGGAAACUGAGCGACAAGAGUGACAUCUACAGCUUUGGAGUUGUCAUGCUGGAGCUGGUCACGGGAAGGCAAGCAAUCUCGCACGGGAAAAACUUAGUCAGAGAGGUUCGAGCUGCUUAUGAAGCUGGAGUAGCCUUGUCAAUCGUGGAUCCGCUCAUGGGACCAUAUCCGUCGGAAGCCAUGGAGCCAUUCGUGAGGCUAGCGCUGACAUGCUGCGCGGACAAUCCAGACGAGCGGUCUUCCAUCCGGGGGGUGGUCCGAGACUUGGAAGACAUAUGGAAGGCAAUGGCGAGCUGGGCUUACUCGUUCGACGACGAUCACAGCCAGCCACUGGGGACCAAGUCGGGCGGGUUUGAUGUGUCCGAGGGCGAUGCCGUGGCUGGAUCGUCGUCGUCCGCCCAGGUGGACGAGCUCGACGUACUCUCGACGAACAACAUCGAGCUCGUGGCUCCAAGAUAAGCUGAUGGAAUACUUAUACUUGACAUCAUGGCUACGAAAUUAAAUCCUGGCCAUUGAAGGCGAUCACAUUAGAAUCAUACGACUUAGAGAAGAACAUAAGAUCCACAAAAAAAAAAUUUAAAAAUGACAUAAGGUUUAUUCA